CCUAGAAAAUUUUUGCAAGCGUGUUCUUAAUCAAUUUCCCGUAAAAUUAUUGCUCAUAUUCCGUGCAUACUCUUCCAAAACAUUAAAUUAGCAGCCCCUGCCCCUACCAAGCUCACCCAAUAUGGCAAACAAAUAUCAUAUGACUAAAAUCAUUGAUGGGUUAUACCUUGGAGAUCUGGAUGAUGCAAAACAGACCAGCCAGCUUCAUCAUUUUGGAAUCGCACACAUACUGACCAUCGAUGAGAAAAAGCUCCAUGAAGACUGGUCACAGUACUUUCAAUAUAAAUGUAUUCAGUGUUAUGAUCUGGUUAUUACCGAUCUAUUGAGUCAUUUUGAGGAAUGUUUUGAAUUCAUUGAAAAUGGGAGGAGAGCUGGAGGUGUUUUAGUACACUGUUUGAUGGGUAUGUCACGAAGUGCGACUGUGGUAAUUGCUUAUAUCAUGAUGAAGGAGAGGAUUUCUCUGAAGGCUGCCUUAGAAAAAGUCAAGGAGAAGCGACCACAAAUCAGACCAAAUGAGGGCUUCAUAUACCAACUUCAACUCCUGAAUGAUAUGGGUUCCCAGUUUGACAAAACAAAUGAAAAUUAUAAACUCUAUCGACUUAACUUACUAGGAGAAAGGAUAAAAAAUGAAUGCUUGGAUGACGGCGACGGUGCUACAACUGAUUUUCUUGGUUCUGACCCGCAGAAUGCCACAGAUCAACAGGAGACAAUAUAUAAAUGUAGGAAAUGCAGGCGAGCCCUAUUCAAGGCCUCUUCUCUCCUGUCCCACUAUAUUGGUAGAGGUGAAGCGGCCUUUGACUGGAGAAGAAACCUGAAAAAUCAGAUUGAACAAACUGCUGACUCCCCUGAUGUAGAGAAAUGUACACAGUCCAUAUUUAUAGAGCCUGUACAGUGGAUGAAAGGGUUCAUUAUGGUAAUGGAGGGAAAGAUUUCUUGUCCAAAGUGUGACAGUAAACUGGGAGCAUUCUCUUGGAAAGGUGAACGAUGUCCUUGUGGAUCUUGGGUGACACCAGCGUUUCACAUCCAUUCUGGAAAAGUCGACCACUGUCCGCCUUUAGCUGUUCAGUCACCUCAACAAAAGAUGCCAAAUCUUCCCGCCACAAAUCUGUCUUCCGUAGAUUCAAACUCAGUUCAAAAUUAGAUGAGUACCGGUACUGGUACUGUGGACCCAUUUGUUGCAGCUGUACUGAUUAUUGUUAAAUAAGAUAACUUCUCUUUAAAAUGUCAAAUUCUGGUAUUGGUUUUUCAUUUUCGGCGUUUGGAAAAUCUUUGCGAAACAUUUCAAAAAGAACUUCAAUGUUCAGUUCCGAACUUUACCCAGCUACCCUUUCAGUCAAUAACUCGCAGUAAAAAUCUUCUGUGGGUACUGUCCUUUGAGUCGGCUGUGUGCUAUCUUUCUAUGAGGCUUAAAAUAGGUAAGGACAGGCCUAUGGUUUAGAUGCCCCUGGGCUGGUUAAAUGUGUGUCCACUGGUUGUCUUGUUCUGGUAUAUGGCACACACAGUUGGUAAUAUGCCAAUCAAAACUAGUAUGGCCUAUGUCUUGGGUCAAACCAGGGUGGCUUUCUUCAAAGAUGGUGUUUUCAUUUGGUUGGCUGAGGCUGUCUGCAAGUGCUUGCAUUACAUGUAUGAAGGCUCGUGAAGAUGAUGGGUUUACAGUCGGGUACAAUUAUAACAGUUAUCUAACGCCUUUAAUUAAGGAACUAUCAGUAACAGAUUUGGAGUCUUUAUGAGUGUAUGCUCAAAGAUGGAUACUUUGGACACCUUUCUUUUUGUCCAUGUUAUCAAAAUGUGCUUUAUAUACUGGAGUUAAAUGUACUAUACAUGUAAGGAUUAUAUAGGAACCUGUUGGGGCUGUGCAUUUAGUGCAUUUGUAAUUGUUACACCCUUCCCUUUUUUCUUGGAAAAUGAUUCUGCACUGAGUGUACUAGAAACUGCCAAAUUUUAAGGGGCCGCUUCACGGAUUUGAAUUUUUUUCAGUUUUCAGGUCACAAAUAUUUUUUGGCAUUUUUGAUUUUUGUGAAGCUGGGGUAUUUGCAAAAUCUCCUGAAAAAAACCCAGCAAACAAAAAUUUAACUGUUUACAGAAUAGCCUCUUGUGCAUUGAUGAGAACCGAUUCUCAGUCCCCAGCAUCAAGGGGUGGGUGGAUUUGUUAACCCUGUUGGAAUGUUCUGUGUAUUCUGUUCAUUUAAGUUUUGUGCCUUAUUCUAAAUUACCUCCGAUCUAUUUCAUUGCCUUCAAUUUUUUCACAAAUGACAGAUUAGUCGAACAGGUAGUAAAUCCCACAAGUGUGCCACAAUAAAACCCCGCAUUUGCUUGGGUUCCUUUGAUGCUGCAUACCUGUGUGUAAUUAACUUGCAUUUUUCCGUCUCUAGGUUAAACGUUUUUGAGGUGAUAGAUUUCAGUGAAAUUGAUAUAUAUGUAGGCUAAUACAUGUACUUUCAACAUGCAUUUCUAAAAAGUGAGGCCUGGCUGGUAAGUAGUGGUUGUUGCAGUAUAGUUAACUGCGUGUCAAAAUAAAUUAAUUCAGCUAAUGAGAGAAAUACACAGGACAUUUACAUUUCAUGAAUGAUAAUUUGCUUCUUUUCUGAUCAGCGACCCUAUGUUGUAGGGAAACAAGAUAGCUGACCUAUGGGGCAAGCCUUAGAUGUUUCCUACAUCAUGUCAGUUGUGACAUUGAAAUCAGCAGAGUUGAUUAACCCCAUAACUUGGCUAAGUUCAGACACUUCACCACAAGAGGCACUCAUCUUUAAAAAGGCAACUUGUUUAAAAAAUCAAAUAUGGGCAUUCAGAUAGGCAUAUUAGUCAGAUGAUAUUGUAUGUUUCAGUGCAUUUUGUUACUGUCCAGACAAGAGCAGGUGGGACUUGUUGAGUAAGUUGUGGGGGUAUAUUGAAAUAGCAUCAACAGGUUAAUCACAUAACACACUGAUCUUCCAAGUCCCAAGUCCAAUUUUCAGUGGGGUCCUUAUUUUUGGAUCGCUGUCCUUGAACCUGGAAGUUAAGUGCCACGGUGUCCUCGGGUCUGAGCAGUUCGGAACCUUUGGUUUUCCCUUUGCACCCUAAACUCUUGACAUUAGUCCAGUAGAACCUCCCUUAGCGGACACCUCUGUUAGCAGGACACCUUCUAUAUUGUGGACACUGAUUUUAGACCCUUAUUGGUCAUUUCAAUUCAAUUUGACCUCUUUAAUCAUGACACCUCUGUAUUAAGGACUUAAGUUUUCAGUCCCCAGGGUGUCCUUGAUGGAGACGUGGUUCUACAGUAUGUUCCUGAUCUGGACAGGUUAAGCUAUGCAAUUUGAUGUGUGAAUGUUGUAUGUUGUGUUAAAUGAAAUAUAUCAGUGAAAUUAGA
Messenger RNA from Lineus longissimus, 3346 nucleotides. Its product is annotated as dual specificity protein phosphatase 12-like. The transcript is spliced from 8 exons. The coding region runs from base 122 to 1141 and encodes 339 amino acids. Gene Ontology annotation, molecular function: protein tyrosine/serine/threonine phosphatase activity. Lineage: Eukaryota; Metazoa; Nemertea; Pilidiophora; Heteronemertea; Lineidae. Gene Ontology annotation, biological process: protein dephosphorylation. The record is from RefSeq and is a predicted model, not a curated record. Gene Ontology annotation, cellular component: nucleus.